AGUCGGGCUGCCAGGACCCACGCCGGUCCUCGGAUAGAGAGGGACUCACAGUCUCCACACACUCAGCAAGACUAGAUCAGCGGGGAAGGAAGCUCUUCUUCGCUGAAAAGAUGGAUAUAAGUUUGCAUCUUCAGGCAUGGAGGCGCAUACGGUGUGGCGUUUAAUUGCAGUUUUUUCUCGUAUCUUUCUGCUGUGGCUGUGAAGCGCAGAGAGGACACAGGGGAACACCUGCCUGUCUGCAUGGCCGUGGACUAGAUUCUGUUUGGAAAGUGUCUCAAAGAUUCUCCGAGAGUGACGUUCCGCUCUUUUCACCGCAAACUGGGGUACGGAAAGAGUGCACUUACUGCGCCAGUGGUUUCAGUGCGGACUGCGACAUAACGGUCUUGAAGGGAACAGCUGGUACACUCAGAGCACAGUCGUAUUUGUCUUGUCUUCUGAAAGAUCACGCUCUUUGCAUAUGAAGCAGUAGAAGACACGUGAGAGAGAGAGCUUGCAUCAUCAUUAUCAUCAUUAUCAUCCCUGGUGCAUCAUGGGUACUGUACUGUCACUGUCACCCGGCUCACGGAAGUCAGGCUACUAUGACAACCGCCCCGGCUCACUGAGCCACUACCCGAGCCUCAGCAGCCGCUCUCUGAACAGUCAAAAAGAGCGCGGACUAAAGCGAGGCCAGUCCAUCUUCCUCCCCGUGCUCACGUGGAAGCGACUGGUGGCGUCCACCAAGAAGAAAGGGAAUGCCAAAAAAGGUUCCAAUGUUCCAGUUGCCCUCGGCGACCCUCUCAAUAAUAACAACAUAAACAUUUACCAAAAGGACCCGGUGCUGCACCUCAACCGUGAGAACGUGAGGAAGUCUUUGUCAUGUGCCAAUUUGUCCACUUACGAGGUCUCAGCAGGACUGGGGCUUGGGCUGGGAUACGGUCUUGGACUGGGUAUGGGUCACGGAUACGGCUACAUGAAACCCCAGCAGCUUUCCUCGGUGAAAAAAGUUCCCCAGGCCCCGCUGACCACAUCCCCUAAACGCGUCAUCGUGCAAGCGUCCACCAGCGAGCUUCUCCGAUGCUUGGGGGAGUUCUUGUGUUGUCGCUGCUACCGCCUCAAGCAUCUGUCCCCGGCUGAUCCGGUUCUCUGGCUGCGGGCCGUGGAUCGCUCACUUCUACUGCAGGGCUGGCAAGACCAGGCUUUCGUCACGCCUGCUAACGUGGUCUUCGUCUAUAUGCUGUGUCGAGACGUUGUGGACGGCGACUUGGUGGCAUCGGAACACGAGCUUCAGGCCAUCUUGCUCACCUGUCUCUACCUGUCCUACUCUUAUAUGGGAAAUGAAAUCUCCUAUCCGUUAAAGCCCUUCCUGGUCGAGGCCGGUAAGGAAGCCUUCUGGGAUCGCUGUCUCGCCAUCAUCAACGCUACCAGUUCCAAAAUGCUGCGUAUCAACGCAGACCCUCACUUUUUUACGCAGGUGUUUGCCGAACUUAAAAGUGAAGGGAGCUGUGUUCCUCAAGACUAUAGUCGGGUUCUGGAUCGGUGAGAGGAGUUUCGGGUGCACUUUCUCAUCCUCAGCAGGCAUUUUUUUUUAAUGCUCAUGCACAUAAUUUGACUAAGGCACAUACAUUUAGAGUAGUUACUGAGGAAUUAAUGAGAAACUAAUGAGUAGUGGUUAUGUAAAUUAGUUCCUCAUUAACUAUUGUCAUUUUGAGAAUUGGAAAAUUUGAAAUCCUCACACGGCGGUCCAGUGGUUAGCGUGCAGACCUCACAGCUAGGAGACCAGGGUUCAAUUCCACCCUCGGCCAUCGGAAUAAAAGACGCCACUUGAUGUAUCCUGAAGUAAUCACAAUUGACUAUUACUGGAUAUAUAUAUUUCCUUUAAGUUAUAUUUUUUCAUAAUAUAUUUCAAAUAAUAUGCUUGGGAGUGACCGUGAUGGAUAGGAUCAGGAACAAGUACAUCAGAGGGACAUUACAUGUUAGAGGCCUUGGAGAUAAAAUCAGAGAGGGUUCAAUUCCACCCUUGGCCAUCUCUGUGUGGAGUUUGCAUGUUCUCCCCGUGCAUGCGUGGGUUUUCUCCGGGUACUCCGGUUUCCUCCCACAUUCCAAAAACAUGCUAGGUUAAUUGGCGACUCCAAAUUGUCCAUAGGUAUGAAUGUGAGUGUGAAUGGUUGUUUGUCUAUAUGUGCCCUGUGAUUGGCUGGCCACCAGUCCAGGGUGUACCCCGCCUCACGCCCGAAGACAGCUGGGAUAGGCUCCAGCACCCCCCGCGACCCUCGUGAGCAGUAGAAAAUAAAUGAAUGAAUGAAUGAAUAAUAAAACAAGAAACUAUAUAUUAUGGCAUUUUUGGCCAUUAUUUCUCUUAUUUUCAACAAUCACUCAUUCAUUCAUUUUUUAAUGCUUAUCCUCAAAAGGGUCGCGGCGGGUGCUGGAGCCUAUCCCAGCUGUCUUUGUCUAUAUGUGCCCUGUGAUUGGCUGGCGACCAGUCCAGGGUGUACCCCGCCUCACGCCCGAAGACAGCUGGGAUAGGCUCCAGCACCCCCGCGACCCUUGUGAGGAAAAGCGGUAGAAAAUGAAUGAAUGAAUGAAAUCCUCACACUGGAUUGGACUUUGCAACUCUUCAGGAGAUAUGUAGCAAAAUGUAAACACCCCCCCCCCCCACCCCCCCAACAACAAACAGCCAUGAAACCUCCUUAGGGAAGCUCAUAAUUGGACUCCCAUUUGUGUUGUUUACCUGCAAAAAUCCGCCCUGCGUUUACUUGAAGUUUUCGGAGCCAUUUGUUCCACUCGGCCCAUCAAACAUCGCACGGCAUGCGUCUGCCUGCAGUUGUCUCAGCUGCCUCUCCGCAUCAACACAUGCAGGCACCCCCCCUCAGCAUCCUCAUGCACCUCUUUGAAUGUGAUAAAUCAGCGUGCACGGCUCAGACCGCUCAGGACGCCAUCCUCACCGCUCUUUCUCUCUUGCCAAGAAGCACCAUCAUUAUGGAUGUCCAGUGGUCGUAUAUCCCUAAAACAUUCAAGCAGAUUGGAUUGACAUUUUCAUCAGAUUUAAUAAUAAAAUGUGCUACAGACAGUUUAAUCCGCAUUAGUUAGAUUUUCCCGGACAAUGGAGACAUCCCGAUCAGUCGGGGCGGAGAAAACGGACCCGGAUUGAUGGGAGCAGCUGCAUGUCGGUACCAUGCAGGUCCUGCUGUGUAACAAACUGCUUGUGUUUAGUCUAAAGCCUUUUGUGGGUCAUCUAUCCGGAGGGGGACAGUUGCCUAUUUUUACUUCACCCACUGAGCUUUUUCUGUGUCGUUUUACGGUGAAGCCUGAUUUAGUAUGCGAGCGGAAAAACCUGUUGUGAUGUGGACAACCGCCAGGGUCAUCAGCUGUUUAGGCCGUCCUGUGUUUCCCCUGUCUCUUGUCGACAGACCGCCACACAGCUCGGGUAUUAAUUAGAUUACCAGAUUACUACAGCCCCGCCCCCUUCUACUUCAUAACCACCCCUUCUUGUCCACUCGGCAACCCCUGCAGAGUCGGCCCCGCUAAUCCAGGCCAUGCUGGACAGCAGGCAUUUAAAUGCCUUGUCAUGUGCGGCUCGACGCUGAAUUAAAAAGUGUGACACACGUGCACCGCUCAAGGUCCAAUGAGAGAUCAGUUAGUGCAGAAUUUGGCCUCCGUUUUUCUCACGAGUGUGCCGGACGUUCUCAUGUGUCAUCUCGAGGCUCAAGAGGACAGCGAGUUCAUUAGUCGCUUGUUAAAUUCGUCCUUAGGAUGAACCAUUGGCAACUGUGCUCUACUGACUUUAAUCCCAAAUGUCAGCUUCAGUGUGCCCAAGCUCCUAAAAAAAAUUACCAAUAUGUCAUAAAAUAUAUUUUUUAAAAGAUGAUAAUAUAUAUUAUUAUAAUUAAGAUAAGAUAAGAUAUGCCUUUAUUCGUCCCUUAGUGGGGAAAUUUGCAUUGCACAGCAGCAAGAGUACAGAAUCAGUUAAGCAGUACAAAAUACACAAUAUAGAAAUAUAAACAAUAUUAACAAAAUCAACAGUUUUUCCCAGAGUUAUAUACAAUACAGUAUGUAGAUAAUAUGAAACUAGAUGAGAUAUAUGACCAGUCUAUACACUGAGAUCUUGCUAGUGAGUUAAUAUGAGGCAUUAUGGAAAUACUUCACAUUGAACUUAGUAUAUUGCAUUUAGAGCCCUUAAUAUUGCACAUGGAGGUUGAUCAGAUAUUGCACAGUGAAUGGGGUCUGGAGUAACUAUACUGACUAUAAAAGCAAGUAUUACACAGUUAAGUAUAAUUAAGUAUAUACAUAUGAUUACAUAAUUACACAUUUUAAAUUAAUUAUAAAGAAAAGUGUACAGUGUACAAAAGUUAGUAUUGUUGCAAUCCUGACUCACUGAGGUGGACUGUGCCAUUAUAAUUCAGGGUAUGGACACUACCAUUAAUGCUAUAGUGAGUAAAAUUCUGAUACAUCUUUAUUUUGGAUUCUCACUAAAUUCACUUGAUUUUUUUUGUUCUUGCCAUGUGACAAUAUAAUGCAAAAAAAUGCAUGGAAUGCGAUGCUUGAUUGCAAGGCCGCCAUUGGUCAAAUUGGACCCUGACGCAGACUUGAACCUGAAUUUUGUUAGAUGCAUGUUUUGCAAUAAUACAUGUAACACAUGAAAUUUUUUGCACUGCAAAAUAUCAAAUUAAGACAUUAAAGGUAGCAGCUGUACCAUUACACCACCCCAAACUGACAUGUGAGUAGGUGAAUUUUGACAUUUUAUUCUCUUAUGGCACACGUAAUUUGUGCAUUUGCCAUGAAUGCGCCCCCUUCUGCCCCACACACAGCACGUGUUUAAAGCGGUUUUGACCCAAUACUUUGAACAGUAGUACUCUAUGUCCCUUUCACAUAGUGAUGCUGUUCCACCACGUCCUCUCCCCCAAAGUCAUAUGACGAGAUACACGAUUUGACCUUAACACACAAAAACAAACGCUAUGGCGCACAUCGCCUCAAUGGGUAAUCCAGCACUAAUCCUCCUGCCCAAUCAGAUAGAGAGACGGAUGACAAGAUGAGGGAGGGAUUGAGCGGGGAUGCAAUUCUGAGAUUUUUGUGUUACACUGGUGUAGCAGUUUUUGACCUUCGGCUCAGCCGUCAAAUCCUCCUCUUAACAAAGCGAAGGCCACAGAGGCCCAAAGCUGCCUAUAGCGGGUCCUGGCUUGGCGCGUACGCCUGAGGGACCUCACAUGAGUCACGACAGUCAACCAGAGACGAGUGACAGCGUGAUUCAUACAGAGAGAGCGAGAGAGAGAGAGACUCCUUCUCUUUGCCUUCAAAUGGCAGCCAUUUUGGGCUUAUUGUUGCCCCGUGCACCCCCACUCUCUUGCACAUCUUUGACAAGGACACUUGUGUCUCGCCUCACUCCCUCCUUCCUUCCUUCCUGCUCCAUCCCCACUCAGCUGUUCAUUAGAUUCGACACCCCCGACCCCGCCAGCCAUUGUCAGAACACAGAAAGGGCAAAGUUGUUGACAUGCGAGUCGUCAUAUUUGUUUUUACCCACAGAGAAGAAAGUAACAUAAUUAAAUCAGAGAACGAGUGCCCUCAUGAUAUUUACUUGUGACUUCAUGAAUUAUAACAUUUGAGUCAAGUACAGCAUGAAAUGUAACAAAAAAAAAAGGCAACUGUCCCCUCUUUAAGUACCUCUGUCCAAUCAGCACCGGCGAUGCAGUCGGUUCCUCCAAUUAGCUUCCAAGCUAAUUAAACGCCAUCUCAGCUGGAGCACUAAUUCACUUCAUCCAAUCAAAACCCGCCAAGAUCUACCUGAGGGACAGAAAACACGUGAUGGUACAUCAUGAGGACUUUGUUGGGUUCAUUUAAACGUGACCUUGAAUAAGGCAGAAUAAUUUUGGAUAUGAAAUGCGGGCUUAUUUAACCUUAACAAAAAUGGCCCCAUCCAUCCAUCCGGGUCCGGGUCGCACGGGCAGCAGUCUUAGUAGGUUCAGCCCAGACUUCCCGGCCCCCGGCCACCUCCUCCAGCUCCACCGGGAGGACACCAAGGCGUUCCCAAAGCCAGCUGUGAGACAUAAUCCCUCCAGCGUGACCUCUAGGUCUGCCCCGGGGGCCUUUUCCCGGCUGGGCAUGCCCAGAAGAACACCUCACCAGGGAGGCGUCCGGGAGGCAUCCGGACUAGAUGCCCGAGCCACCUCAACUGACUCCUCUCGCUCUACUCUGAGCCCCUCCCGGAUGACUGAGCUCCUCACCCUACAAAAAAUGGCCACUACUUGUAAUUGAUGAAAUAUUCCUUCAUAUGAAUUGUGCCUGUUUCCACUACAGAUGAACACAUGCUAUGGUAAAAUCAAUAAUAAUAAUAAUAAUAACUGUGCGGUUUGUUAUGAAGUCAAAUGUAUAAUAUUAAUAUCACCGCAGCUCUGUGAGUUGUGCUAUGGUUGGCGUGAUAUUUGACGGACACCAAUGUAAAUAUACUGGAGUGUUCCAAAAAACAAAGUAUCUAGGGAGAAAAAAAAUAAGAAAUACUGUUGUUGUGUAGUAGAACGCAUGUUGGCUGGUAGUUUAGACAUGUACUGUAUUUUUUUUUUGUCUUUUUUCUACUUGCUCUUGUUCUGUUGGCUUUUUAUACGUAAUGAAAACAUUGUUUAUUUAAAACUGCUGAGAAAGAAGAUUCAAUGCAAGCAUGUGAGCGUUUUUUUUUUCUUUCCAAAAAUCACCCCAUGACCCCUUUAAAGUCAUGCAUAUUAUUAUCAAAUUGAUCAAGUUAAAGGCUAUCAAUAGCUUUCUUUAUUAAUGCACCAGAUCGGGACACAAAGGCGGCCAUUGUGUUUGCGGUGUUUGUCGCAGGCUGCUCCAGUUAGCCUGCACACACACACACACACACACACAAAUUGGGGUUUAAACUUCUUAUUCAUAUUUCUCAGCUUCAUUUAUGGUAGCACUGUGUGAGUGCCGGGAGCAAAUGUUACGACAAAGUACAUAUAUAUAAAAAAUAAGUGAUGAUUAUUUAAUAAAGUAUUGAGAUGAACUGUU
Messenger RNA from Doryrhamphus excisus (bluestripe pipefish), 6975 nucleotides. Its product is annotated as cyclin-dependent kinase 5 activator 1. The record is from RefSeq and is a predicted model, not a curated record. Gene Ontology annotation, cellular component: growth cone; protein kinase 5 complex; cytoplasm. Gene Ontology annotation, molecular function: cyclin-dependent protein serine/threonine kinase activator activity; protein kinase binding. NCBI's taxonomy places the organism in Eukaryota, Metazoa, Chordata, Actinopteri, Syngnathiformes, Syngnathidae. Gene Ontology annotation, biological process: axon guidance; brain development.